AAAUGUGCAAAUCCUGGUGCAGCUCAACGAGCACGGCGCCAGCGCUCAUCUAACAGAUCCAAGUUGCCACAAUGGACUCAUGACUUUGGCGGGCACACCUGGUGCCUAUAUACGCUAACAAGCCCAACAAUACUGUGCCGCAAAAGUGAAGGUGGGGAAACAGGGCAUGGUGCAUUCAGAAACACGACAUGGGUGGGAAUUUACAACAAUUGGAUGUAAGCAAUGUUCAACCUAAUGAACCACCCGGUUACAUUGUGUCUACUAACUAUGAAAGCUGUGUACUAGCACUGAUUUACAGAGCAAUAUUUCAACACCCCAAAAGCGCUGGAAAGGCAAACAGAGCACACACACACACACAACAUGUUAACCAUUAAUCCUGAGAUUUUAUAAAAACAGCAUCAAGUUUGACGGAGUAUUAGAGACAGCAUUACAGAACCAGGAUGAAUUUCACAUUGUGCUUGUUAGUGUGCUUCUGUGGUUUAACUUUGGGCCAGGAAGAUUUACCUAAAACAGAAGUCACUACUGAAACCGGGUCAUGCUUUCCUGAUAUGUGUAAGUUCCUCAAAGAGUUUGGAGCCGUGAAAGCUAAACUAGAAGCUGUGGAAACAAAUCUGAAAGAGACUGAGAGCCACGUUGUGGUGCUUAAACAGAAAGGUGUAGCCUUGGAAACAAGGCUGAAUGAGUCCGAAAGCCAGGUUCUGGUGCUUAAAGAGAAAGGUAGAACAUUGGAAGCAAAGCUGAAAGAGACUGAGAGCCAGGUUCUGGUGCUUAAGCAAAAAGAAGCACUCAAGGUGGUUUUCAGUGCUGGACUACCUGGGAAUUCAGCAAUUGGACCAUUUGACACACCAACAACCUUAAUCUACACAAGAGUCAUAACAAAUUUGGGCAAUGCCUACAACCAGCACACAGGCAUCUUUGUUGCACCUGUUAGAGGCAUGUACUACUUCUCUUUGUCUUAUCAUGCUGGUGGACACCAUCCAGUGCAUCUGUUCCUUAUGAAGAACAAUGUCAAUAUUCUGGAGUGCUAUGAUCACAUGACACUGAAUGAUGGGGCUGAUAAUGGAGGCAAUGCUGGCUUCGUGGAGCUGCAGCAGGGAGACCAGGUCUACGUCCAGCUGGUUGCAAACACACAUGUUUGGGGAGGCAGCUACACAACUACUUUUAGUGGCCAUCUUCUGCAUCAAGUCUGAAAAAGCAUUGAUGUGAUCAUUUGAAUGACUUAAAACUACUGACCAGACACUGACCGCGGUUAGUGUUUUUCAAUUUGAUUUGCUAAUCCGUUGCAGAUUAUAAUUAAACUGAAUUGAAAUGAUCCAUCCAGCAAAACUCGCUUCCACAUUACAUGAACGUCACUCUGAGACAUCAGUGACUUUGCAAAAAAGAGUUUUGCUCACAAAAAGCAUCAGUGGUAUAAAAAGUAGAAAAGAAAAUGCAUGUUCAUGCAACAAGUCAUUCAGAAAAACAUAAAAAUGUUUGAAUUGAUGCAUUUUCAGAUUUUUCAGAAUUUUACAUUUAUAAAUAUAAAUCUCUGAGGGGACAUUAUGAUUUCCAUGAUGUGUUUUAAUCUGUGUGUAAAUGAAUUUAAGCCUGUCAAUAAAGCUUGAAUUGAUCUGAACAGAAAUCACAAACAUAGUCAAUAAAAAAAAUUUACUUUUCA
Molecule: messenger RNA, 1657 nt
Organism: Gambusia affinis (western mosquitofish)
Lineage: Eukaryota; Metazoa; Chordata; Actinopteri; Cyprinodontiformes; Poeciliidae
Product: cerebellin-1-like
Exons: 3
Coding region: 441-1190 (249 amino acids)
Molecular function (GO): protein binding
Source: RefSeq, a predicted model, not a curated record